Molecule: messenger RNA, 2713 nt
Organism: Plectropomus leopardus (leopard coralgrouper)
Lineage: Eukaryota; Metazoa; Chordata; Actinopteri; Perciformes; Serranidae
Product: WSC domain sialate O sulfotransferase 1b
Source: RefSeq, a predicted model, not a curated record
UAAAUCGAACUUGGGGCACUCGGACUUGAUAAAAGACUGUUCAUUGUGCAAACUGUUGCUUCUGUCCUCGGAAGCUCUACCGCAGCCCUACAUCACCCCCGGACAGCAGAGGCCUGAGAGGAAAAGUAGAGCUGAAGGGCAUGACGCUUUUACCCAUGAUCAUCCUGGAGUCUGUGACCACAUGCCUGGAUAUUAAACCCUUCUUUGUUGUGACACAUCUAUCUAUUGCUGCUAUUGGAUGAAGGACCAAGACCCAAUGUCUGCAACAUGAGCAGAUACUACAGGUCUGUUCAAGAUCAUUAAGUCGUAACUGGAUCACAGUUUUCUCACUCUUGAUCCAUGAUACAGCCUUUCGCUGUGGUUAGAGACUGUAAACAGGAUGAUGGCACCCCCCUACAGACUGCACUGCCUCUUGAAGCGGGCUCAGAUGCUGCUGCUCUGCCUAGGCAUCGCCUAUUUGAUGGCAGGCAGCAUCCUGCUCCUGCAGCGCUCCAACAUCAAAGUCGCCCAGCCAAACUUUGUUAGCCAGCCGCCCCUGCUGUCCCUCGCAGCGCCUCCUACCGUCAUCAGGACUGCACGCCUGGGUGUGAGGGCACGUUCCAGAUGGGCCACCAUUCAGCCUGUGUCCGGAGGGGGAGUCAAGGCAAGGCAACACUGGCCCGCUUCCCAAAGCCUCGGGGUCCAACACUUGCAUCGGCGCUGGUUUCACAGUUUGUUGCCAGAGAGCACUGAGCAGAGAGUCUCUCCCCACAGGAGCAGCAGGCAUAAAGGAACCUACAUGGGUUGCUUUCUGCACAAUGCCAGUGAUCGAGCCCUUGGAGGGACCAUGCUUUAUGACCUGCGCAAAAUGACCAGUUCUCUGUGUCAAGACACCUGCUCAGAAAGUGGGUACCAGUUUGCAGGUCUGGAGUAUGGAGCUGAAUGCCAUUGUGGGAACCGCAUCAGUAGCCCAAGGGCUCAAGAGGAGGAUUGUAGUCUGGUGUGUCGGGGUGAGAGGGGGUCUCCCUGUGGAGGUGUGGGUCGGCUCUCCAUUUACAAGGUGGAGGAGGAGCUGCCAGGUCAAAGAAAAUUCAAAAAUGUUCACUAUCGGGGUUGCUUCAAGUUCCCAAAAAACACCAUCAGCACCUUCCCCAACUACUCCUUACAGCCCAACCUAACCACACAGUCCUGCAUCGAGACCUGUACAGAUAAGGAGCUUCCGCUGGCUGUGUUCAAGAAGCCCCACUGUUACUGUACAUGGACAUCCUCUCUUUUCACCGUCAACCAGCAGUCUAACAACAAGCAGUGCACAGGGAACACUGGGCUGAAUCACACCAGCAACACCACACCCACAGCAUCCACUGAGCAUGACCACUACCAGGUGUAUUACACACCAGUGCUUGACUCCAGGUGUAAAGAGAGGAUGUUUCUGCCUCAGAGAUCCAGCUCCCUGGUGGCUCUUUCUAGUUUUCCUGGUGCAGGCAACACCUGGGUACGACACCUGAUUGAGCUUGUGACUGGCUACUACACUGGCAGCUUCUAUUUUGAUGGCAUGCUGUACAACAGAGGAUUCAAAGGAGAGAAGGACUACUGGAAGAGUGGCCGCAGCAUCUGUGUAAAGACCCACGAGAGUGGCCAGAAAGAGAUUGAGGUGUUCGAUUCUGCCAUCCUACUGAUUCGAAACCCUUACCGCUCCCUCAUGGCUGAAUUCAAUCGCAAGUGUGCCGGACAUCUAGGACAUGCCACAGAUGCACAGUGGAAAAGCAAAGAGUGGCCAGAAUUUGUCUCCAGCUACGCUCCCUGGUGGGCAUCCCAUGCUCUGAGCUGGCUGAAGUUUGGACACCGCCUGCUGGUGGUGCACUAUGAGGAGAUACAGAGGGCUCUUCUCCCUCAGCUCCGACUUAUCACUGUCUUUCUAAAUGUCACUUUGACUGAGGAAAGGCUACUUUGUGCCCAGAGUAACCAGGAUGGGCAUUUCAAACGCUCAGGAGCCCAGAGGCCCUUCUUUGACCCAUUCACUCCUGACAUGAGACAGAUGAUCGACCCCUUCAUCCAUACUGUUGACCGGGCACUGCAAAGCAGGAACUUUAGCAGAAUUCCACAGGAAUACCUCCCCAGAUGAUGAUCUAAAAUGCUCAUUCACUUAGUACUAUAAAUGACUGGUCCAGCAGGGGUCCAAAGAGAGCAGUUCUGCUCUGUGGGGAACAGAGACACUUGCUGAUGUAAGUGGACCUAUUGACUCAUUUUUAAGCUAGAUGGACUAUAAAUGCCACCACUGAAUGAAACAGUGAUGAAAGCCUUGCUGAGAGCCACAAAUAUGAAGACGACUCAGACAGGAUUUGAAAUAUUUUGGUGGCCUGCAGUGUUAGGAUUAUCUAGCAAAGUGCCUGACUACACACAUAUAAGAGGAUAAUUGCGGGAUGGACUCAUUUUGAUUGAACAGCGCUUUCUGUGGCUCUUUAUGAUUCUUUAAUUCAGUACACAUUGUGUUUUCUAGCAUACACACAAGUCAUACUAACACAGAUAAAGGAAAAGGCAUUAGCAUUGCCCAGAUAAUAAAGUAUUUCUGUGGUAAUCCACUGGUUUCCACAGGUCUGCAGUUGUAGUGGAUAAAAGCCCCAAAGCUAGUUCAUGUGUCUGUCAGGACUCUCAAUGCAACUAGUUUUGACUUAACAUGAACUCAGAAGUAUGCUGAUCACAAUAUAACUGCUUUAAACCGUAAAAUGAAAUUCAA